Pollicipes pollicipes is the source of this 4170-nucleotide messenger RNA. Its product is annotated as calcium-activated chloride channel regulator 4. The transcript has 10 exons. Bases 341 to 3667 code for a protein of 1108 amino acids. The record is from RefSeq and is a predicted model, not a curated record. NCBI's taxonomy places the organism in Eukaryota, Metazoa, Arthropoda, Thecostraca, Pollicipedomorpha, Pollicipedidae.
GCGGUUUCAGCUGGACGUGCCUGGAACACUCCGCGAGCAAGUCUCACGAGGUGCCCGCCGAGACGAGCUCGGUUGCCCGUCGAGGACCGAACUGCGUGCCGCCGGCACCGUCGCGUACUGCCACCGUCGGCUGCGACGGACCGCGACGGUUACCCGCGGACUGGCGACCGCGUGGAGUCUCGAGCUCGCUCGCAGCUUCAGCGCCGCUGACUAAGAGUCACGCCACUGCUGGCGGACAUGCUCGAGGUCUGACUGGCCCCGCCGUCAGAGGACGUCCCCGGUCGCCGCCAGUGGAGUCUGCAUUCGCCGCUAGUGGAGUUGUCCCCUGACCGCCGCCGCCAUGCGCCCUUCGGCCGCCGUGGCCCUCUGCGCCGCGCUAGCUGCUUGCGCGACCGGAUCGCGUGUCCAGCUCGUCAGCAACGGCUACAGCGGUCUCGUGGUCGGCAUCGAUGACCGCGUCAACAUCCUGAAGUGCCAGGACGUGCUGGACAAUGUGAAGACGCUGAUCAACGACGCCUCGUCCUACCUGUACACGGCGACCAAUCAGCGGGCGUUCUUCAGUGACGUGACGGUAGUGGUGCCCAGUUCGUGGCCCCGAAGCUGCACGGGCGCCAACCCGCCGGGUCAGGCCACCACCGAGAGCUACCUGACCUCUGACCUGCGGGUCAGCACCACUCACCCCGUGUACGGCUCGGCCCCCUGGACCCACCAGUCUGGCCAGUGCGGCCAGCCCGGCGCCUUCGUCCAGUUUGCUGCCGACUACGUCAGCGAAGGCACGUCCGAUGGAAGCAAAGCCGCUGCGCUCGUGCAUGAGUGGGCCAAGUACCGGUGGGGCGUGUUCGAGGAGCUCGGAUACGCGGAGGACCCUCUGUACCCGUCGUUCUACCAGCAGACGGCCGGCCAGUGGCGACCUACCGGCUGCUCGGACGGCGCCGUCGCCGGCUCCGUCUCACCGCCCGGUUGCAAGGAGAGCUCCAACACCUGCACCUUCGUGCCGUUCACGAACGCCAGCAAUGACGGUGUCACCUCGUCCGUCAUGUACAUGCAGGAGCUUAGUCAGGUGAAAAACUUCUGCGAUGAUGGCGACCACGACAGGUCCGCGCCGACGAAACACAACCUGCUCUGUGGGGAGAGGUCUGUCUGGGAGGUGAUGCAGGACCACGAGGACUUCCGUAACGGCAACAACGCGCCGAGCGGGAACUCCACCCCUCCUUCAGUCGACUUCAGGGUCGUCAAGGCCACCACGGACCGCUUCUUCUUCCUGCUGGAGAGCACGGCCACGAUGCGGCAGCAGGAGCGCUGGGACUUCGUCAGCAGCUCCAUCCGCAAGUUCGUCAACUGGGACGUGCCGACGGGGAUCCAGGUGGGCAUCGGCCACUUCGGCGCCGACUACCGCACCGACCGCAACCUCACGACCGUGCCGGAUCUGCUGAUGGGGCGUGGAGAGAUGGCCAACCUGCCGCCCAUCGCCGACGACGUGAUGGAGGACAGCAAGAGCUGGACGACGGCUGUCGACGGGGCUCUGUCGUCGCUCGGGAACCGGGCACCGGGCUCUACGCUCAUCUGGGUCACCGGCAACCAGCAGAACAGCCGCAACCAACCGACAGCCGCAGACGUCGACUACAUGAUCGCUGCGCUGAAGGCCAAGCAAGUGCGCCUGGUGUUGGUGUUCUACCCCUACGUCACCCCAGGGCUCUCCCGCGUCGCCUCGGAGACGGGCGGCGACGUCAUCAUCAUCGAGGACUCGUGGCUGGGCGACCAGACGAGCAUCAGCGUAUUCCACUCGCUGGCCGACGCAUACGUCUUCACGCUCGACAAGUACAUCACGGACAAGCGCAAGCUGAUGGUCAGGGUGGAGGACCAGCGGUUCGUCGGCAACGGCCAGCAGGUCCGCGGCAGCUUCCUCAUCGACACCACGCUGGGCGUGAACACGACGUUGACGGUGCUGUACAAUACGCGCAGCGAGAUCGGCUACGUGAAGCUACGGCGGCCCGGCGGACAGCUGCUGCCCGUGUACACGUACCCGGACACCACCAACCACCUGCAGUACAUUAGGAUCGACCCCGUGCAAGGGCGGUGGGAGUACGAGAUCGACAACUUGGCGCCAUCGCACAGCAGCAUCGUUGUCCAAGUGAUGUCCUCGCCGGCGUCCUCUGAGGACACGGUCCGCACCGAGGUGUGGACCAACGCGGACCGUACCGGCUCGCUCAAUGCCACGGAACGACCGCUCAUCAUUUACGCGUCGCUGCUGGACAACGGGCUGGCAGUGCCGGACAUUCUGCACGGCGACGGCAUCUACUCGCGCUACUUCACCGACUUCGGCUCCCUGACGCCGGCCAGUCAGCUGUUCAUCGUGCGUGUGGAGGUGGGCGGGUCGCGGGCCCGCGUGGUGACCGGCCGUGACCUGACCCAGCCGCGGGCCAUCCCGGUCAACGGCCAGGUGCCGUGCUGCGGCUCCACCGUCGGCAACGUGACUUCGGUGCCCAUGUUUGACCUGCGGAGGUCGGCGUCCGGCGGAGGGAUCCUCGUCUCCGGAGACGUCGACUAUCAGACGGACGUCCACCCGCCGAACCGGAUCACUGACCUGCGGGCCGAGACGGACGCCGCCGAGCAGACCAUCACCUUCAGCUGGUCAGCCCCCGGCGACGACUACGACAAACCCGACACCAGAGUGUCGCACUACGAGGUGCGCUUCUCGGAGAGCCGAGCGCAGCUGCGGGACCACUUCACCGACUGCACCAGCGUGCCCCACUGGAGCCAGCCCGAGCCGGCCGGCACGCCCAGCCUCGCCGUCAUCGACUUCCACACCGUCGACAAGCUGCUUUUCUUCGCCAUCCGCGGCGUGGACGAGGCCGGCAACGUGGCGCGCAUCUCCAACGUGGUGGCGCUGAUGAUGCCGCCGCCACCCGCGACACCCUCACCGCCGCCGCCCACGGAAGCCUCGUCCCCCGUGCGACCUACGCCACCGGCCUUUGACAACCAGCUGCUGCUGAUCGUGCUGCUUUGCGUAGCAGGCGUGGUCCUGCUGAUCGUGCUGCUGGCACUGUACUACUUCCUCUGCUACCGGCGCAGGAAGCCUGACCCGGGCGCCGGCGCGUCGCGGCACAUCACCACAGUGACGGUGCCCAGCGUGGAGAGUCGCGAGCCCACGCCCGUCAAGAUCGCCUACGACCUGGAAAAGGAGGAGGCGGUGCGCAGCCUGUCCGAAGGCCCGACACCCGUCAUGUGGACGGCCUCCAACAUCCUGAACACGUCAGAGCCGUGCUACAGCCCGGACACGCGCAGCUACGGCCACUACAGCAACAACCUGCACCUGAACGCGGCGCACAUGAGCGCCGGUCGGGCGCGCUACAACAGCUACCAGACGCCGUACGGGGAGGACAUGACGUACGACGGCCGCUCGCUGGUCAGCACGCAGCCGUCGGACUCGUUCAUGUCGCUCACCUCCGACCCGCGUCCCCGCAACAACAACACCCUGUCGGAGGGCGAGCCGGCCGGCUGGCCGAGCGACAAGGACUCGCUGGUGCAGGCGCAGCGCGUGCGUGGCGGUCGGCUGCCGCCCCCGACGCUGCCCAAGCCGCGGCUCCACCCGGCCGACGGCAGCCAGCACGGCUCGCGGGCCUCCAUCGCCGGCGAUAAAAAACGGCGCAAUGUGACUCAGGUGUAGGCGAACGUGGCGCGUUAAACCACUGCUGUGAUCAUGCGAUGGCGUGUGUUGUGUACAUAGUGGCGCCAAGCGACGGAGCGAAGCGUGCGUCCUCGUGGACUCGCGGACUCGCGGACUCCGAGUACGUCGCGGGACUCGGUUCGGACGAGAAAUACCCGCCUUCAGACAUUGUGUUGUGCAUCGCUGCGCCGCGGCCUGUCGUCUGGAUUCGUUUGUCUGCGUUGUGAGAAAAGCACGCUGUUUUUGUUGACUGCCGAAUCUGCAUGGUGUGGACCUCGCCUGUUGCUGGUGUUUUGGCAUGGGGCUAAUCCAGAGGCACGUGUACGUGAGUUCCGUUCAUUGUUUGUCGCGAUCUCUGUGAAUUAUUAUCGCAAUUUUGCGGUUGCAAGAUUAUAUGACGCCUCGCGACGUGUACAUACUCAUAUCAUUUCUUAGGUUAGAGCGUGCAAAUAUCUGCUGCCUAGUCACCAUGUACUGACUAAUAAAUGUGCGAUCACCAUGAA